This is a messenger RNA of Chinchilla lanigera (long-tailed chinchilla), 987 nucleotides long. Its product is annotated as gonadotropin-releasing hormone receptor. The transcript has 3 exons. The record is from RefSeq and is a predicted model, not a curated record. Lineage: Eukaryota; Metazoa; Chordata; Mammalia; Rodentia; Chinchillidae. Gene Ontology annotation, molecular function: gonadotropin-releasing hormone receptor activity; peptide binding. Bases 1 to 987 code for a protein of 328 amino acids. Gene Ontology annotation, biological process: G protein-coupled receptor signaling pathway. Gene Ontology annotation, cellular component: membrane.
AUGGAAAGCGCUGCCUCUUCUGAACAGAAUCAAAAUCAUUGCUCAGCCAUCAACAACAGUGUCCCAUUGAUGCAAGGGAGCCUUCCCACCCUGACCUUAUCCGGAAAGAUCCGAGUGACACUGACUUUCUUCCUUUUUCUACUCUCCACCACCUUUAAUGCUUCUUUCUUGUUGAAACUUCAGAAAUGGACUCAGAAGAAGGAGAAAGGGAAAAAGCUCUCAAGAAUGAAGGUGCUUUUGAAACACCUGACCUUAGCCAACCUGCUGGAGACUCUGAUUGUCAUGCCACUGGAUGGGAUGUGGAACAUUACAGUCCAAUGGUAUGCAGGAGAGUUACUCUGCAAAGUCCUCAGCUAUCUGAAGCUUUUCUCCAUGUAUGCCCCAGCCUUCAUGAUGGUGGUAAUCAGCCUGGACCGCUCCCUGGCCAUCACCAGGCCCCUACCUGUGCAGAGCAGCCGGAAGCUUGAACAGUCCAUGCUUGGCCUGGCCUGGGUCCUCAGCAGUGUCUUUGCUGGGCCACAGUUAUACAUUUUCAAGAUGAUCCACCUAGAAAAUGGUUCUGGGCAACCAGAAGUUUUCUCCCAGUGUGUGACACACUGCAGCUUUCCACAGUGGUGGCACCAGGCUUUUUACAACUUCUUCACCUUCAGCUGCCUCUUCCUCAUUCCUCUUCUCAUCAUGCUGAUCUGCAAUGCAAAAAUCAUCUUCAUGCUGACACAGGUUCUUCAGCAGGAUCCGCACAAACUACAACUGCAUCAAUCCAAGAACAAUAUACCAAGAGCACGGCUGAGGACCCUGAAGAUGACAGUGGCAUUUGCUGCUUCCUUUAUUGUCUGCUGGACUCCCUACUACGUCCUAGGAAUCUGGUAUUGGUUUGAUCCUGGAAUGUUAAACAGGGUAUCAGACCCAGUAAAUCACUUCUUCUUUCUCUUUGCUUUUUUAAACCCAUGCUUUGAUCCACUUAUAUAUGGAUAUUUUUCUCUGUGA